Molecule: messenger RNA, 678 nt
Organism: Camellia sinensis
Lineage: Eukaryota; Viridiplantae; Streptophyta; Magnoliopsida; Ericales; Theaceae
Source: RefSeq, a predicted model, not a curated record
UCCUCUAUCCAUUUGAUGUAUUCCUCUUUUGCACUCCAAUGGCUCUCUAAGGUACCAGAAGAGUUGUUGGACAAUGGCUCUCUUGCAUGGAACAAGGGAAUGAUUCAUUAUACAAUUGCCUCGAAAGAAAUCGCUGAUGUUUAUGCAGCUCAAUUUGCAAAGGACAUGAAUACCUUUUUCAAUGCUAGAGCUGAUGAGAUUAUAGUUGGAGGAAUGAUGAUAUUGAUCAUGCUAGGUUUCGCUGAUGGCGUUCAAUAUUCUCAGGACCCAAGUUGCCCCUUUUUUUAUGCUUUCAACCAGAGUCUCCUUGAUAUGGUGAAAUUGGGAAUGAUCAAUGAAGAUGAAGUGGACUCCUUCAAUUUGCCUUUGUAUGCUACCUCUCCCAAAGAGAUGACAAAGCUAGUAGAAAGAAAUGGGUGUUUCAGCAUAGAGAGAAUGGAGGUAAGCAAUACCAGGCCACAGAAUGAUGGACCGCCUAUUGUGCCAGCAAUACUAACGCACUAUAGAGUCGGCUUAGAAGGAAUUUUCACCAAACACUUUGGGAGUAACAUCGUCGAUGAAUUGCUUGAACAAACUCUUAAUAAAUCCGCAGAGAUUUCCUCCAUGUUGGAAUCAAGUUGUGUGGAAGGAGCCCAACUAUUUUUGGUUUUGAAGCGUAAAUGAUUUGAGAUCAUGUCG